GUGUUGAUCGAAACUAUUGUCUCCUUCAGCUCCACACCCUGUCUUGAGCGAUAACUCAGACCCCGGCUCCAGGCGCAGAGGUCGCGGUGUUAACGUCAAUAAACAAUGGUCGCAUACUCCUGUAAAUCUGUGCAACAAUGUGAAUACCUGGAAUUGUAUUCAGGAACGUGAAUCAGAUGCUCAAUGAUUGGUAUGACAGAGAGAUUGAUGCUAUUAAUGAACCUUAUCGUCCGAUUCCUUCUGGGGUCAUAUCUGAGAAUGAGGUUAUUACUCAUAUAUGGGUACUGCUUUUGGGAGGACUUGGGUUAGCUGGUAUACUUGAUGUGUGGGCAGGGCAUACAUUUCCUAUCAUGUUUUAUCUUGCUUUGGGAGGGUCUUUUAUAUCUUACAUCUAUUCGGCUCCCCCUUUAAAGCUGAAACAGAAUGGAUGGAUUGGAAAUUUCGCACUAGGAGCAAGUUAUAUCAGUUUACCAUGGGAACUACAACGGCGCAAGAAAGUUAAAGCUCGCGAUGCUCUUAGAACAGAGCUCUUGAGCUUGGUGAAGAAGUUUAUUGGCAAAGUUGGAAAAGAUUGAGUUAUGUCUAUUGGCAAAGUUUGCGUACUACUGGUAUAUAAUUUUAGUUCCAGAGAAAUCAAUUUUAUUGUCGUAUAAAGUAUCGUAUCAAUUUUACUGAUACUGGAUUGCUUUCAGAUUCAAAAUGUUGUACCGAUCCAUUCGACAUAUUUGCAAACCCAAGUCCAAAUCAAAGUCUAUUUCCUAGAAAAAAUUAUGAUUGUUUUUAUUCAAAAAUCCUUUUUGCAGGCCCAAGAUAUUUGUUGUUCCUGAUAUUUUUUCACAGGAUUUUAAUUUGUACAGCUUUUUGCAGGCCCCUUUUUGCAAGCAUGAGUAGUCAAAGUCCUCUAAAAGUCGAACUUAGUAAACCAAUCAUAGCAACAUUAGUUUAUACUUAUGGAUCACCAUUGGGUGGAACUACCAUGAUUGGUGAUGACAAUAAGUUGAAGAAUUACAAAGAAAAUUGCCUGGGCCUCAAAUUUGAAACUAAUAAUGUUUGUAAUUACUCUUUCAAGAGUAUGAACCUUGAUGUGUAAUCAUUGCUGAAGGAGCAUUGAAAACACUGUAUGAAUUUCUUCAAUUGGAAGUUAUAUCUGUCAUUGUGUUAUAUCUGUUUAAUUGGAAGUUAAUGUCACAAAAAAGAUCGCAGAGAUCUCCGUCUAAAGCUCCAGAACAAUAGUACUCAAAUUAGAGAUCUGUUAAUAUGGUUAGCUAAUAAUAGCCUGCCUUAUCUCUUUCCUUUAUUUGAUUCCUUUCCCAUCUGAUAAUUUGAUUUUUCUUUUUUAGUUCUUCAUUUUUAAACCUUAGAUGAAUAUUAAUCAUCAAACUAUUACAAAAAUAACAUUAUUUAGGAGGUCGUGGUCCAGGUGUCAACACUAUGAUAAAGGCUCUAGAAUCGAUGCCUGAUCUCACUAGAGCACCAGCAGUUGGUAGUUUUUUUAAGGCUGUUUUUCUUUUCGGUAGAAUUUCUAA
Molecule: messenger RNA, 1526 nt
Organism: Daucus carota subsp. sativus
Lineage: Eukaryota; Viridiplantae; Streptophyta; Magnoliopsida; Apiales; Apiaceae
Product: chlorophyll synthase, chloroplastic-like
Exons: 6
Coding region: 177-575 (132 amino acids)
Cellular component (GO): membrane
Molecular function (GO): transferase activity, transferring alkyl or aryl (other than methyl) groups
Source: RefSeq, a predicted model, not a curated record